This is a messenger RNA of Papilio polytes (common Mormon), 761 nucleotides long. RefSeq lists its product as uncharacterized. The record is from RefSeq and is a predicted model, not a curated record. Lineage: Eukaryota; Metazoa; Arthropoda; Insecta; Lepidoptera; Papilionidae. The coding region runs from base 186 to 761 and encodes 191 amino acids. Gene Ontology annotation, cellular component: TSC1-TSC2 complex; cytoplasm; nucleus. Gene Ontology annotation, molecular function: GTPase activator activity. Gene Ontology annotation, biological process: negative regulation of insulin receptor signaling pathway; negative regulation of Wnt signaling pathway; positive regulation of GTPase activity. The transcript has 5 exons.
UCAGCUGUACGAGAGGCCAGAGAGGUCUAUCAAGCUGUCAAAUGGUGAAUAGCAAAGCGGUAGUGAGAAUAUUUUUAACAAAUAUGUGUUUUUAUUUCCAUUUUUACACACAUAGGUAAUCGCUAAACCUAGCUGUAAGCUAUAGUGUAAGUUUGAACAGUGGCGAGUGUCGGCGGCGUCCCAUUAUGAGCUCCAGAGACAGGGACACCAAGUCCUUUCAAGACAAAUUGAAAGUGUUUUUUAAAAAGGGAGGUACGGGGCCGGUAGCAGCGCGGAAUGAGCUCGUAGUGGGGCCCGAACUGGAGAGAGAGCUGUCCCCCGAGACGCCGCUGGGCCGGCGGCUGCGCGCUAUCCGUGAAGUCGGUGAGAAGGCCCUGCAGAUACGGAUACAGGAGGGUGGAGUAGAAAAAAUUUGGUCAUGCACGCGAGACCUGCUGGAGGACAGCAGUGCGGAGAGCCGGCACGCAGCGCUGGGCCUGCUAAGGCGCGUGGCCGAGGGGCAGGAGGAGCAUCUGCUGGUGAUGCGCACCACGCUGUUCCACUUCCUGCGCGCCACGCACGCCACCGCCGCGCCCGAGGACGGCCCUCUGCGCUUCCGCCUGCUGCACACCCUCACCAAUAGUGGCAAAAACAUCAACUGCUUCGAGGAACAGAUUGGGGCAUUCCUGUUGGAGUGGCUGCUGCACACAAACAUCGCCCUCAACACGCUGCCAAUACAUGGUCAUCUUCAUCCACAAACGAUUACUAUACCAAGCUCAUGA